AUGAAUAUUUUUCCAGACUAUAUUUAUAGUUAUAUUAUAAAAUGUAUUUUAGAAUUUAUUUAUAAUAAGUGUAAAAUAAAAACUCAUUAUUAUUUUAAAAGAUACGAGUUUGGCGGUGGUACUUGCAGUUACAACAAUCAAGCUAUUGAAUUAAGUCUGGUUUCAAAGAAAUGGUUUAGCUCAAUACAAAAAAUUCUAUCAAAUGAAAUAUUAAACUUUAAAAACUUUAAAGUUUUAAAAAGCUUCAUAGAGAACAAAGAAGAGCCUUCAGAGUUCAAACUUAUUAGAUCUCCACAAAUAAUGGUAUUCCAAUCAUUUAGUGAAUUUCAAAUAUUUAGAAAAAGAAACUCUAUAAAAGAAUUUAAAAAAGUCUUAGUAAAGGUACCAACUAAUAAAGUUUCUCACAUCAUUUUAGGAAAGAUAGAUAAGUUCCCACCCAAUUGUGUAUUCAAUUUAACUAUAAUACUCCAAGACUUUAAAGAAACCCAUCUCAAUUUCGGAUCUAGUUAUAGAGAUUACCUGUGUAGUGGAGAAGUCAAUUGUAUCAAUAGGAUAAAGCUAGGAGGAAUAGAGGAUCAAUAUAUAAAGUACAUUUUAAAAUUAAAUCCUAGAUCAGUGUCCUAUUUCCCAAACUUUAUAUAUUUAGACAGAGAAAAUGUUAAUACAUCUGCAUUUUUUGAGGAUUCUAACUCACUAGAGUCUUUCAAAGUCAACAACUCUGUUCAAAUUGAGCCUAUCGACCUGGCAUCUCUUUCAUUAAAAUCAAAAUUAAAAUCAAUUACUGUACCAAUAGCAUUUCAUCAAAUUAUAAGACUGUCACAUAAUGCUAGGAAUGGAAUUAUAGAGCAGCACAACAAUGACGACGAAGAAGGAGGCUACAGUGGCUCAUGUAUUGACAUAGUAAGCUUUAGGAACAAUUUUACCAUUGAAAGUGAUUGGAAUUUAAUGGUCAAGGUACUAUCCAACAACUCAACAUUAAAAGAGCUAUCACUAUAUAAUGUAUGUGGAGAUACAUAUGAUUGUUUAGAUGAACACUAUGAUACAAGCUUGGUAAGCAAUGGUUUGGCCUCAAUCAUCACUAAAAACAUAUCCAUUGAAACCUUGACAUUGGAGGGAUACAACUUUAUAGAUUCAACACUCAUUAAAUCACUUGCAUCAAACCAAACCAUCAAAACAUUAAUACUAUCAUCCUCACAUGAAGAAUUAAUUUUUAAUCAAGUAUUAAACGGUGCAAAUAAAACAAUUAGAAAUGUUAUACUGAAGAACAACAUUUCAUCAAACGACACUUUUAAUCAUUUUAAAAAACUAAACCAUUUAGAACUAUAUUCCAUAUCUUUCAUGAAUGAAACUAUUAAGUCCUUUAACCAAACGUUGGAAAUACUGAAGAGUUCUACGAACCAUCAAUUUAACAUCAAAGAAAUAAACUUUUAUUUUUCAGAUUCGCCACCAAAUCAAAAAGGUUUCAAUAAUAAAUCAAUAAAUGGAAUAUUAAUAAAUGUUUUUUUUUUAAAAAAAGAAGACAUAGAAUGGAAUUAUUCAGAUAUUGACAGCGACGUAGGUUAUAGCGAUGAAUAAAAUAAAAUAAAAUAAAUAAUAUAAUUGUAUAAAUAAAAUAAUAAAUAUCUAUAAUAUUUUUUUGUGUAAUUUUCUAUAAAAAAACUAUUAAACGCCACAAAACAAAUAAUAUAAAAAUAAAAACUCCAUUUAAAUAAAUAAUUAAAACAAUAAGUUUAUUUUUUGUUUUUUAAUUAAUUGGUCAUUUGAUUUCAAUGAUCUUAAUAAUUGAACCAAAUUAUUAUUUUGAUGGUAUUCCUUUAUAAAAAUAUCUAAAAUAUUUUCGUCAUCAUCGUGCAUAUAAUCGCUAUUAUUAUUUCUUUUUUUACUUUUUCUUUUACCAUAACUAUUGUUAUUAUUGUUAUUACUAUUACUGUUAAUGUUUGAGGAUUUAUAUAAUAAAGAUAUGAUUGGUAGAUUUUGAUAUUGUAUUGACCAUUUGAAUAAUUCGUCAUCAUUUAAAUAUUUACUUGAUAGAAAUUCUUUAGAUAUUAGUUUUUUGAGAGUGGUCAAAUCACCAUAAGCUAUUAAUAGUUUAACUACAUAUUUUAAAAAGUGUUUGCGGAAAUAGUUUAUUGGAAUACUUGUUUCGCUGUUAUUUUUCUUUUCUACAAGUUUGAAAAAAGUUUCUAAAAAUAUUGAAAUUGAAUCUGGUGAGAGAUUAGAUAGUACUAAUGAAAAAUCCAAUAAAGAAGUUCUAGUAUAAAAUUUGAAUAGAUCCUUAUCUGAAAUAAACCUUUCUGGUGUUUGAUUAAAUAAAAACUCUGAUAAUAGCUGUCCUUUGCCAUGGUACAAGAUUGCUGAUAAAUAGAUGGGUUCGAUUUGAUUUGAUUUCCAAUCGAUGUAUUGGGAUUUUAUGAAGAGCUCGCCUGCUUUAAUAUGUCCAUUGAUAAAUGAUAUGGUGAAUGUAUCGGGUUGGAAUAUUUGAUAUUUUGAAUGAUGAAUAAACUUUAUUUCAAGU
Dictyostelium purpureum is the source of this 2515-nucleotide messenger RNA. RefSeq lists its product as uncharacterized. The transcript has a single exon. Bases 1 to 1575 code for a protein of 524 amino acids. The record is from RefSeq and is a predicted model, not a curated record. Lineage: Eukaryota; Evosea; Eumycetozoa; Dictyosteliales; Dictyosteliaceae.